CUUGUUUUAUUUUUAUUUCCUGCUUGGUAUUGUUCACUUAGUGUUCAAACCUAUCCUCCCAUAACUCUAACUCUCAAUCAACUCCAUUCACUCUUGGUUGCCUAGUCACUUUACUUUGUACCACGAAACCAUUGGAAUUUGCUUACCAUUUUCCCUAAUCAUUGUGGACGAUGUCUGAGCCAAAAUACUUUGGAGUUCCUUCGUCUCUCAUGUCCUCCAGAAGGUCAUUGAGAAGAAAUUCCGCACCUACCAUUGAACCUCUUGACGAUAGCUACUUUAACCUGCCUGGCAAAUCCACCGAAUUUACUAGACCCUUCGAUCUUCGUCAAGCUUCUCCGUUUUCACCCGUUUCUCCUAUUUUGAACUCCCCUGCUACACUCUCACCUUCCUCCUCCACUUCCACUUCCGCCGCUCGCACGCACCAACACCGGCUCAAUGCUGCUCAGGAACAACGUACGUACCGUGACAGCUGCCAACGAUUAUUGUCUCACAUUACUGCCGUCAUGGGCGUGUGUGAUGACCUGCGAGAGAGACAAGCUUCCAUUCAUUAUCCUAUCUUGCCACGACCUAGCAACCGGCCCAUUCCUCAACGUGCUCAGACAUUGGCCCCUGCCAUGGCGGAUUAUCAUUUGGAAACAGCGUCUCAACCCGAAAUCGGUCACGCUUCAUCUGUUAUUGAAGCCGUUCGACGUUCGUCCACUCAGACUGCACUUGAAACCAAUAAUACGUUUGCUGUUGUGGAAAACAAUCGCCGCAUCAACAAUGAACUCACCAAAGAAUUCAAUAUUUUGAAUCUGGACUUGAAGAUUGGUCACUCCGCCGCCGAUAUCAGUACCUUGGAAACCAAAUCCAUCGCCACUCUGUUGGACGAUAAAUUGUUGCAAUGUACUCGCCAUCUUGAAAAAUUACAUCAUCGGGUCGCUGACACUUCAUCCAAGGUCCUGGUGACCGGCGAUUUGAAUUCCGGCAAAUCCACCUUUGUCAAUGCCCUGCUCAAGCGGGAAAUUCUUCCCAUCGACCAGCAGCCGUGCACGAGCAUUUUCUGUGAAGUGCUGGAUGCUACCCUGAAUGACGGUCUGGAGCAGGUGCAUGCUAUUCCUGAUGUGGAAAAGUACAACCGUCUGGAUCCGGAUACCUAUCACAUUAUCGAAAACCGUCAUCUUUACAAGGUGAUCACGGACGAAUACGAACAUUAUAAAAUGCUCAAAAUCUAUGCCAACGAUGCUCGCUCCGCUCAAGAAAGCUUGUUGCACAACGGUGUCGUCGACAUUGCCUUGAUCGAUUCUCCAGGUCUCAACACCGACUCGAUUAAAACCACAGCCGUGUUUGCUCGCCAAGAAGAAAUUGACGUCGUCGUGUUUGUUGUUAGCGCGGAAAAUCAUUUUACGCUUUCGGGUAAAGAAUUCCUGUGGAACGCCGCCAAUGAAAAAACCCACAUCUUUAUCGUCGUUAACCGAUUCGAUUCUAUUCGCGAUAAAGAACGUUGCAAACGUCUUAUUCUUGAACAAAUUCGCCAAUUGUCCCCCGCCACUUAUGCCGAUGCCGAUGACCUUGUUCAUUUUGUCAGUGCUGGUCAAGUCGAUCUUGAACUGGGUUCGCGCAAACUCGACGCUCCCGAAUUUGCUCGCUUGGAAGAGCGUUUACGUGCCUUUGUUCUUGGCAAUCGUACCAAGUCCAAGUUAUUGCCGGCCAAGAACUAUCUGGUCAACCUUUUGAAGGAUAUCAAUGUAUUGUCCGAAGUGAACCGAUCCAAGGCUGAACAAGAGUAUCAGGAGGCUUCGGAGGAAUUACAACGUGAUCUGCCCGUGUAUGAAAACCUGUUGCGUGUCCGUGAUCGCUUAUUGCAUCAAGUCGAAAAAGUGGCCGAAUCUACCGUCGCCGGUAUCCAGCGUCACGGCGUCGCCAAACUUAACACCGCCGUGGAGAACAUUGGAUCAGCCGUGAAUAAGAUUGAGUAUCCGGGUAUUUUCCUCAUCUGGCAGUAUGCUCAAGACAUUGCCGAUUCCAUGUCGCAGAAACUUGGACGUGAAGUGCGUCAAGGCGAAGGAUAUGCUCGUCAGGAAACCUCGCACUGUGUGGAACGUAUUCAUGAUAUGGGCGUGGAACAUCUCGGCAACUAUCCUCGUACCGCCGAUGUGGAAAAGAUGCUGCUAAAAACGCCUCGUCGUAUUACCAUCGAAGUGGAGAUGUCCGAUUUCUUCGACCUUAUCUUGGACGACAAGCUUUCGGGUUGUGCCUUGUCGGCUGGUGCAGUGGCCAUGGUCGGUAGCCGCAUGCUGUUUAUCAAGGAUGCGGUGUCCAGCGUGUGGAGCAUGACGAGUGUUUUGAAUGCGCAAAGCAUGCGUCGUCUUAUCGUGCCCAUUGUGAGCAUUGCUGGUGUCGGUGCGUUUGUGUACGUUGUGUCGGACAUGCGCUAUGCCGUGGAACGUAAACUGGUGCGCAAAUUCAAGGCGGCCGUGCGUGAUUCGGCGUAUGUGGAAAGUCAAGGUCAACGCUUGGCCCGUGAAUCUCGCAAGAUGUUGCGCGUCGAAGGAUGGGAAAUCCAAUCGAGACUGCAAAAAGCCAUUGAAAACAAGGAAGCGAAACGUUCUGAAAUGGAGAACAUGGCCCACUUAUCGCAAGAAUCCAUCGACUACUUUAAUAAGAUGUUGAAACAGUCGGGUCUUCUGUUGGACAAGGUCCACAGUGUGCAAAUUGACAGCGGCAUGGUGGCCGAGCCCUUGAAGCUUUGAGACUUUCUUUUUGCAAAGUUUCCUCUUAUAUCUCCAAUCUAGAUGUCCAGAUUAAAAAAAAAUGUCCCCUUUUUAUAUGUAUACACCUCUCCAUCCCCACAUCAUGGUGUGCUUCGUGGCGCGCUUUAUUUUAUUUUUCUAUGUUCUUUUAGCUAGAUAGAUCCGUAUUCUUGCUAUCCCAUCAUUUUCUUAUCCCACCAUUGCUUAUUUGUUUAUCCCAUUUAUCUAUUUUCUUUUUUAUAUUCUUGAUAAAGGAAAAAGUUUCCAUAAAUCAGGACUCACUUCUUGAUUAA
Messenger RNA from Radiomyces spectabilis, 3025 nucleotides. RefSeq lists its product as uncharacterized. Gene Ontology annotation, cellular component: mitochondrial outer membrane. Bases 171 to 2732 code for a protein of 853 amino acids. The transcript has 2 exons. Gene Ontology annotation, biological process: mitochondrial fusion. The record is from RefSeq and is a predicted model, not a curated record. Gene Ontology annotation, molecular function: GTP binding; GTPase activity. NCBI's taxonomy places the organism in Eukaryota, Fungi, Mucoromycota, Mucoromycetes, Mucorales, Radiomycetaceae.